Molecule: messenger RNA, 405 nt
Organism: Ctenocephalides felis (cat flea)
Lineage: Eukaryota; Metazoa; Arthropoda; Insecta; Siphonaptera; Pulicidae
Exons: 1
Coding region: 1-405 (134 amino acids)
Source: RefSeq, a predicted model, not a curated record
AUGUGUCAUCAAAAGGAUAACUUUGAAAACCUUAAUCGAUCAAAUGCGGAGUUGAAACUGGCUAAUAACAAUUGCACUGUCGUUAAAGGAAUUGGAAGCGUUCAGACCACGUUUGAACAAAAAGAAAAUAAACACGUGAGAUUAGAAAAUGUGUUAUAUGUCCCGGACUUGAGAAAUAAUUUGUUAUCAGUAUUUAAAGCCACUGAUAAUGGAUAUACAGUGAUUUUUACACGAAAGAGUGCAUUGCUAACUAAAGAAGGCAAGAUUGAAUUGAAAGCACAUCGUCGAGGUGAUUUAUAUUAUAUCAAUCAAAAAGUGAAUUCUGCGACAUGUAAACAACGAUUUUGGGCUGAGGCUGUUUGCAAUGCCAAUUACACAAAAACAGAUGUCCAACAAGCGCACUAG